AUGUCUUACAACUCUGGGAAUCGCAUCACCGGUGAGAUACGAAAAGAAGUUGGAAAUCUUACCAGCUUAGUGAGAUUGGAUCUGGAAACUAACAUGUUAACCGGUGGAAUACCAUCUUCCUUUGGUAAUCUUAAAAGGCUUCAAUUCCUGACAUUGAGUCAGAACCUUCUCAAAGGGACUAUUCCAGAAUCACUUAGCAGUGUCCCAAACUUGAUCAAUCUUCUGUUAGAUUCAAAUGAUCUUAGAGAAAGGAUUCCAGAGCAGUUAUUCAAUGUUACUAAGUACAAGUAUGUAUGUUUCACUAGAAAUAAGUUGAAUUGUGGCGUGGGUUAUCAGCAUCUUUACUUAUCUGAUAAUGCAAAUCAAGCUUACAUUUAUUUCCCUAACCCUCCACCUUCCCACAAGCAACAAGCAACAGGCAGAAAACUAAUUUUCCUUUAA
Messenger RNA from Vicia villosa (hairy vetch), 441 nucleotides. Its product is annotated as probable LRR receptor-like serine/threonine-protein kinase At5g10290. Gene Ontology annotation, molecular function: protein binding. Lineage: Eukaryota; Viridiplantae; Streptophyta; Magnoliopsida; Fabales; Fabaceae. The transcript is spliced from 5 exons. The record is from RefSeq and is a predicted model, not a curated record. Gene Ontology annotation, cellular component: plasma membrane. Gene Ontology annotation, biological process: hormone-mediated signaling pathway. The coding region runs from base 1 to 441 and encodes 146 amino acids.